UUUUCUCAUUUUAUCCUUUUUUUUUAAAAAAUUUCACCACAACCGGCAAUAAUUUUUGAUCUCACCAGUCACAACUACUAAAAAAAAUGGAAGAAUUAUUCAGUACUGACCGGCAAUUACCCGUCGCCGGUUUCCCCGAGGAGCUAACUCCUUUCCCUGACCCUGAACCUCAACCACACUCUUCCUCCACCGUUGGAUUCUUCUACCCUCAAUCAACGCCACUGAUUUCUUCUCCGGCGCCACAGAAACUCCGCCCUAUAAGAUCCAACGGUAAAAAUCCGCCGGAAUAUUCUGCGUCUGAUGACGCAUUGCUCAGAAUCAAUGGUUGUAAUUCGUCGGAGCUAGGGUUUCUUCAAUUUCAGUCUAAUUUAGGGGAAAAUGGAGGAAAUUUUAGGUUGCCGGAAAAGUUGGAAGAUGACACGUCAGCUGAUGCACUUUUACAAAUGAAGUCUGAAAUGGAUGCUCACUUGAUUUCUAACUUUAAAUCUCAAAUUUCACACCUCAAUUUCUCCUUCAGUUCGUCGUCGGAUUGUAGUGGUGAAUCCGAGCAUAAGGUGGAGGAACCGAGUUCGAGUGGGAGACCGAGGAAGAAGAGGAGGAAGAGGAUGGAGUUAUUUUUAGAAAAUUUGAUGAGUCAAGUUAUACACAAGCAAGAGCAGAUGCAUUACCAGUUAAUGGACUUGAUAGAGAAGAAGGAGAAGGAGCGGAUUACUAGAGAGGAAGCGUGGCAUCAACGAGAGAUGGAGCGUGCUAAGAGAGCGGAGCAGAUUAGAGCUCAGGAGGCUGCUCGUAGCCUUGCUCUUAUUUCGUUUAUUCGUAAUGCUCUUGGGGUUACUGACAUACAGGUCCCCGAGCUCUUAUCGUUACCCCCGGUUUUCUCUGGGGAAGAGAUUGGUGAUCCUCAGAUGCUGGGGCAAGGUGAACUAGACAAGUUUGAUCCUAACAAUAAGAGGUGGCCGACCUCUGAAGUCCAAGCGCUCAUCACUCUACGAGCUGCUUUGGAUGACAAGUUUCGUACUUUAGGUGCCAAGGCUCCUGUGUGGGAAGAAGUAUCAGCAGGGAUGGCUAAAAUGGGAUAUGUUCGGAGUGCGAAGAAAUGCAAAGAGAAGUGGGAGAAUGUUAAUAAAUAUUAUAAGAAGGCAACAGGCAAUGGGAAGAAACCUUCUGAGAAUGCCAAGUCAUGCCCAUACUUCCAUGAGCUAGAAACCCUCUAUAGAAAUCGGCUUAUUACUGCUGCAAAAGCAAACUCUCCCAGCAAUGAAGAUCCUGAACAGAACGGAAUUUUGUAGGAAGUUAGAUUAGCCUUGGACUUCAACAUUAUCACAGCUUAUUCAAGUUACCUGACCUAUUAUAAGAUAGUUGGAAUUGAAUGUUCCCCUUGUUUGGUAAUUGAAUAUUCCUGAUUCAUUUUCCAUCUGCUCUGCAUGUCUUGUAAUGGACAGAGAAGGAAAGCAGGAUAUUCUUUGAAGCCUUCAUUUUGGCUUUAUGCUCAUUGAUGAAUGAUGAUCUCUGCUUAGAGUGGAACUAAUAUGGUACAUCCAGAAGACCGGCACUGCCUAGUGCCUACGGUCUCAAUCUUGUUUCCUCUGUCAUGAAUCAGCUUAUUUGCUUCUUCGGCAUGUUAUAUCAUUGUUGCUAUGUCGUUGAUCUUUCAUUUGGAUAUAGCCAACAAAUUGUGCCUGGAAGGAUGUCGGGUAAAACAGCAAAACUCUUCUUGGCAUGUUGCUGGCUAGUCCUUUUUGAUAUUGUUCUGCUUUCAUCUAGAUUGAGGCAUUGAGCAGCUAAGGAUUUAAGUAAGCAUCGGGAGAAGGAUAUUCAGAAUGUAAUGUAGGUCACAUGUAACGUAUUUAAAGCAGAAAUGAAAUGAAGUUUAGCUCAGUGCCCUUUUUAUUUA
Molecule: messenger RNA, 1894 nt
Organism: Beta vulgaris subsp. vulgaris (sugar beet)
Lineage: Eukaryota; Viridiplantae; Streptophyta; Magnoliopsida; Caryophyllales; Amaranthaceae
Product: trihelix transcription factor GT-2
Exons: 2
Coding region: 87-1289 (400 amino acids)
Source: RefSeq, a predicted model, not a curated record